Molecule: messenger RNA, 8364 nt
Organism: Rotaria sp. Silwood1
Lineage: Eukaryota; Metazoa; Rotifera; Eurotatoria; Philodinida; Philodinidae
Source: the annotation of a GenBank genome assembly
AUGGAUCAACAAUUAUCGAAUAUUAAUUUAAAAGCUUACAAUGCGAUUAAUACAGAUAAUGUAGACAUAAAUUACGAUACGAUCACAUCUCGCAAUGGUAAUGAAAAUAUGCAUUUACUUUCAUCGAUCAAAUCGUCUGAAGACAUGACAAUGAAUUCAAUUGGUUUUGAUCAAAUUGCAAGCAGUCAUGUUGAGCUAAUGAAACUAUUUCAGAGAGACCUAUCUCUAUUAACAUAUAAAGUCGAUAUUCUACAAAUUAAUUCUGAUAUCAACACAAUACUUAUGACAGAUAUAUUUCCAUUGAUUUAUGUUCGUUGUAAAGACGCUAUUGAAGAAAUUAUAGCUAUUAUGAAAAAACAAGAACAACUAAUGUUAAAUAUAUUUUUGAAACAAAAUCUAGAAGAAAAUGAAAAUAUUGAUCAGUCUAUUCCGACCGAUCCAUUUCCUGAAACUUUUUCCACGGAUAUGGAUGAAUGUAAUAUCGAUAAUACAAACGAAUCUGAUGGUGACAAACAAGAAAUGGAACAAGCUAAAUUUAAUGUUCAAAAAGUAUCUUAUUUUUCUAUACAAUCAUUAACAUCUUUAUUGAUGAUUUUAAUUAAAUCAGCAGAAAAAAAUGAUCCAACAUUUGUUCAAGAACUAUUAACAUUAGCAAUUCAAUUGUGUGAUCAAAUUCCAAUAAAUUCUUUUAUAUCAUUCAAAUUCUCACCAAUUAUUGAUAGUUACUGGUUCAAAUCCUUACAACCAUUGACAAAUUAUAUAAAUGAAUUAUCAUUAUCACAAAAUGUCAUGAUAGCAAAUAAAGCUAUGAAAAUUCUAUUGAGUAUUUCUAUCGCAAAAGCAUCAUUUGAAGAUAUUCUACCGAUUCUAAGAAAAUUGAUAUUCAACAAAGUUAAUAUAUAUAAUGCUCGAAAUUUAUUUAUACGAUUGAAUCAUACCAUGACCAAAGCUCUUAAUAAAAUGGAGAAGAUAAAACAACAAAAAAAUAAUGAUUCUGAUAAUAAAUUUGAAGAAGUCAUAAAUGAUAAUGUAACAUCAAUUGAAUCAAUAGACUAUUUGAAAGUAAUUGGUGCAUUUCCAAAUUCACGAUUAAUUCGAUUAAAUGAAAAAGAAUUUACUGGACCGUUUGUUGCAUCUAUUAUUUUGGCACACAUUGAUUUUUAUAAUGAAAUUCAUUCAAUUGAACAAUUCAAACAGGGUUCAAUUGAUAGUUCAAUUUCAUUCGAAUUUCAUUUGGAUACAUUCGAACAAUUAUUUCAUAUUAUCGAACAAUUAAUAACAACCAAGUUAACAGAUUCAAAUAUAGUCAUUCGUCAUAUUCUAACUGUUUGUGUAAGGUUAUUUAGCACACAUUUAAAAUUUUUAUGUACUGCAAUGUCAACUAUUGACAAAGAUUUAUUUUCGAUAAGUGAUGAAUGGAAAAAAGUCAUUCAACUUACAUCGACCAAACCAAAUUAUCAUAUUGAUUUAUCAAGAUUUUUAAAUGAUAAUAAAUUUAAUUUAUGGUUUGAUCUUUUAUUGAAAUUAAUUAAUAAUAACAAUGAAAAUUUAGAACAAAUAACUAUUUGUCGAGAAGCAACUAAAGCUAUUAUUUAUAUAAUUGAUAAAAAAGUAUCAUCAUUUGUGGAAAAAUUAUCAUUUUUUCAUACAACUAUUAUUGAAAAUAAAUAUUCUUUAUUAGCUGAACAAAUAUUUCCAGAAUUGAAGAAAAGUGUUAUCUUAUUAAACUGGAUUGAAAUAUUAAUCAAUGAUGACAAUUCAUACAAGUCUGCUGAGAAAACAGUAACAUCAAGAAUAUUGUAUUCAUUUAUUGAUAUUUAUUUCAAUUCAUUACACCAUAUCAAUCCAAAACACAAAGAUCAAAUCAAACAAAUAUUACUUAAAUUUCAAGAACUUUUAUUAAUUCGAUUAAUAUCACCAUCUCGAAUUGAAACUAUUCUAAACAAGGACAAAACUCAAGAUGAAUUACAUAUACUUUCUAUUUCUCAUAAUGCUAUAUCGUUUGUGAUUGAUUAUUUCACUUAUAUGUUAAAUAUUUGCAAUGAUAAUGAUUUAUUGAAUUCAAUAUUUGUUAGUUUGUGUUUAAUGAUAAAAACAGAAAAUAUUUUUAAUUUUGACAUAAUUCAAUCGAUUAUUACAGCACUAUUACCAAUAGUAGUAAAACAUCUAUUGAAAAAUAUUAUCAAUUAUGAAUAUGAAAAAAAUAAUUUAUAUUCCAUAUGUUGGCUAAUAGGUAAAAUGAGUAAUCUGAUGAUUAUUGGUACUGAACAAAAUUCAUUAGAAUUAAAAUAUAAUAAUAAAUUGAAAUCCAUUUUAUUUUCUGGUGGAUGUGAACAAAUAAUAAUUGAAAACAACAAAUAUCUGUUCGAUUUAUACAAAUCGAAUCUUGCUGUUUAUAGUCAAUUUAAAUCAUAUAAUGAAAUGCAACAAUCAUCAUCAUCAUCUUCAGAUGAUGAAGAAUUUUUAAUGUCUAUUUAUAAUAAUACUGGUGAAGGUGCAAGAUUAAUAUCAAAUAUGAAAGAAUAUGUUGAAGAUAGACAAAAAUUAUUGAAAUCAAUUGAACAACAAGCAAAUGAUGCAUGUGCCGCUUUAUUUGCUGUUUAUAUUAAACAUUAUCGACAAAUUGAUCUUGCUAAAAAAGAAUUAUUACGAAUAAAUGAUAAAAAACAACCUCAUAAUAAACUAUUAUCAAUUUAUGAAUAUGCAAAUGAUAUUAAAAUUUUAUUUACUACAACAAAAGCACAAGAUGGUAAUUUAGAUGAACUUUAUAAACAAAUUAAAAUGAAUACAUUAUUUCUACUCUUACAUGUUAAAGAAACAAAUUUAAUAUCAAUCAUUGAAGAAGAUGAACAUUUAUCAUCAGUACCAAUUUUAAUAAAUGCACAACCAAAAAAACGUAUAUCAUUUCAACGACAAGUAUCAGGAUGGUCAAAAGCUAAAUAUGUUCUUCGAUUACUACGUAAUACAAUGCAAGCAUGUAUUCGAUUUAAAAAAUUGAUUUUAGCUAAAAGACAAACUAAAGAAAUACAUAGUAUUGAAAGUAAUUUAAAUCGAUUAAUUGAUGCUUUUGUUUAUGGUGAUUUUUAUAAAAGUACUAUACCAAUAACAAAUGAAGAAAAGAAAUUCGAAUUAGAUGAACUUUGUCAAUGUAUGUCUCGAUACUAUGAACGAGCAGUGAUACGAUUAAUUACAUAUCAAUUUAUUCAUAAAUUUAUUCAAAAUCUAUUAGAAAUUAAUGAUCAAAAUCGUAUUAUAAUAAUUUUAAAUCUUUAUUUACCACAUUUAAGAAAUUCCAAUAUCGAAUGGUCCUAUUUGGAAAAUAUUCAAGCAACAAAUAAUCAACUUAAAGAACAAAUUACUAGUACAUAUUAUUCAAUUAUUAAAACUAUAUUGUCUUUUAUUUUAAAAUUAAAAACAUUAAAACCAAAAUUAUUAGUACAAAACAUGUUCAAUUUACUUAAUUUAUCCUAUGAAUCUAUUGAUAUUAUCUAUUUAAAUCAGAAUCAAUUUUGUGAAACAUUAUUUGUAUCAUUUAUUAGUUUUACUAAAGAUUCAAAUCAUAUCAUUUCAUUGGAUACAAAAUUAACUGCAUACAAUUGGUUUCGUUUUUAUAUUUUCAAAUUAUGUGAAAUUAUUCAAUUAGAUCAAAUCAAGAGUACAUCAAAUAAAAUCAUAGAAAAACAACAACAAUAUAUCUUUAAUAAACUUAUUUUAAAUGAAAUGAAAUCAUUAAAACAAUUAAAACAAUCAUUACCAAUAGAUGUAAAACAGGAUAUUGAUCAAGAGACAGAAAACCGAAAAUAUUCGUUAAAUAAUGCUGCAAUCGAUUGGUUUAUUAAAGCAGCUACAAAUAUUGAAAAUAAUAUAUCAAUUCAUUCAAGUAAAUUAUCAUCAAAACUUGAUAUUGAACUUUAUACAAAUCAAUUGUUAGUACUAUUACUUCGAUGUAUUUAUUUAUAUGAUAGUAUUCGAUCAAUUUGUGCAAAUAUUGAUUAUAUAGAAGAAUUAUUAUAUAUUUAUCAUAGUAGUAAAAAUCAAAUUACAAUUUUACUUGUAUUAAAAAUUUUACGUAAUAUAAUUCCAUUACUAUCAGACAAUGAAACAACUAUUAUUAUUAUUAUGAAAAAUCUAUUAAAUGAACUUUUAUUUUCAAUUGGUACAAAUUUUAUUAAACAGAAUAUGACAUUAGAAAUAAUGAAUGAAUUAAUAAAUGUCUAUCGUACAAUAAUAUUUUUAAAAUCAUCAUGGCAAAUGAUGGGAAUACAACUUAUUUUUAAUAGUAUUGUAUCAUAUGUAAAUGAGAUCAAUAUGAAAACAUUCAAAAUAAUUGAAACUAUUGAAAUGACUUAUGUUUUUGCAUCAUUAUCUAUUUUAGGUGGUUAUAUUCCAUCAUAUUGUCAAGGUUCUAUUGUUCAAGUCUAUCCAAAUGAAGACAGCAAUGAAUUUGAUUUAGCAUUAAUUAUUGAUAUUAAUACAGAAAAUCAAAAUUCUGAUUCAUCUGAAAUCUUACCCUAUUUUAUUCAAUAUUUACAAACAAAUAAAACUGAAUGGAUUUCAGGAGAAAAAUUACGAAUUCAAAUUAAUAUUCUACCAUCAAAUUUAUUUAUAUUAACAGAUGUCAAUGAUUCAAAUUCUAUGAUACAUUCCCUCUUUGAUGCAUUAGGUUAUAUCAUACAAAUUGAUACAUCAACAACAGAAUCUUUAAUAUUAUUAGAACUAAAACGUCGUUCAAUAUCAACAUUGAGUUAUUUAUUAAAUGAUAAAAAACUUCUUGAAAUAUUCAUGGAAAAAUCUUAUGUAUCAACAAUUGCGAAAUUAGCAAUGUAUGAUUCUUUAUUGAAAAAUUGCUCAUUACCUAUUGAUUUACGUUUAUUUAAUCAAGAACAUUUAGAACAAUAUUGUUUAAGUUUAGAUAAUUGUGUACGAUUUGAACAAAUUAUAGAAACUGAAAAUAAUAAUACUAAUAAUGAAACUACUGAACAAAUCAAUAAUAUAAAAAAUUCAAAUGACACAUCAUUUUAUGUUUGGAAUCAUAAUGAAUUUACUCCAAAUUCAUUAAUUGUGAAUACUCUAUCAAUAACUGCAUUAGAAUACAAUGGAUGGAAACCUUAUGCAUCGAAAUCAGAAAUUGAAUCAUUUGAAAAAGGCCGAAUUGGAGCUAGAGAAAUAUCAAUUGUUUCUUUACCACGUGAUACUAUUGAUCCUAGUAUAAUCAAAGAAUGCGGUGAUAAACAUAAAUUCAAAGGAGAAAUUUAUCUAACUACUUAUCGUCUAUUUGAUUUAUUUCCAACGGUUAUCGUUGAUGAUCUACAAUUGACAAAAGGUAAAUGGUAUUAUUGUGUUCGAUUACCAAUCGGUGGUACUGUUCAAAUCGGUUGGGCAACAACAGGAUUUACAAGUGCUCCUUAUAAUGAUCGUGGUGUAGGUGAUGAUAAAUACUCAUGGUCAUACAAUGGAUUACGUGGUUUUUUGUACAACAAUGGCGAAUUUCAAUGUUCAUCUAGUGGAAUUGAUUGGAAAAAAGAUGAUGUUUGCGGAUGUGGAAUAGAAAUCGAUGGUGAAAAUACUCGAAUUCAAUAUUGGUUAAACGGAACAUUUUUAGGUACAUUUUUUGAACAUCAAACAAAUAUUGGACAAUCAAAAAUAAAAUGUAACAUGUUACCACAUGGACAUACAACAUCCUAUUUUCCUGCUGUUUCUCUUCGAGUACCCUUUUUAGGUUUAGGUUGUAUUGAAUUCAUAUUUAGUCCUGAAGAUAUGACUAAAUGUCCAUUACCAAACGGAUAUAAACCAUUGUUAGUACCACAAGAAAUCAAUAUUGAAAAUUCGAUUGUUCCUUAUCCAUACAAUGCCUAUUUAGUUCAAUGCGAUGAUAUAGAAAAUUAUGUUCAUAAAAGACAAAGUACUAAUUCAACAAAUGUUCUAUGUGAUUUGAUUAAUGAUUAUCAUCUUAAUACUUCAUACAAUUUAGAUAAUUCUGAAUUAUUUUUAUCAAAAGAUAGUAGUGGAUUUCCUUUAUCAAUAGUCAAUUAUCAAUCAUCGCUUACUAUCAGUUUUGAUUUUGAUAUUCUUAAUAGAACUCUCAAUGAUACAAAUGAACAAUUUGAUAUUCAAUUAUUUACAUUAGAAACAACUGAACAAUUUUCCGUACAAAUACCAUUGAAUAAAAUUGAUAAGAAUUCAAUACGAACUGCUAUUGUAAUUUGUUUAGAUGAACAAAAAAUUAAAAUUUAUUUGAAUAAUCUAUGUCAAAUAAUUAAUACUAGUAAUGAAAUACAAACAAUAACAAAUUUUAAUUUUCAUAUUUUACCAAAUCUAGAUGCUAGAAUAAAAAAUAUAGGUAUUUGGAAAUAUGCACUAUGUGAAGAAUAUAUUCAACGUUUGUUUACUUAUAGUCUAUCUUAUGUUGCAAUUGAUUAUAAACAAUUAAAAGAAUAUCGACAAAAAAUGAAUACAUUUACAUUUAGUAAAAAUCAACAACAAUUUGAAAAUGAAUUCCUACUUUCAUUUAAUGAAUCAUUUGAAGAAAGUCUAUGGAAGAAAAAGAAAAAACAAGUUGAUAUUGAUGAAUCGAAAUAUUUUAAAACUAUCGAUGAAACUAAUGAAUCAACAAUACAAUUAUUUGGUAAUAAAACUUAUCUUGUUCUUUCAAAAUCCAUUGAACAAUGGUCAGAAUAUACAUUAAUUCUUGAUAUUUCUAUACCUAAUUUUCCAACAUUCAAUGAACAUUUAACAAUUUUCUCAACAAAUUCAGAAACUGGAAUUUAUAUUACACAUAGUGGUAAAAUAUGUUUAUUUAAUGAUGGAAAAGUAAAUCAAAGCAAAAUUAUCUUGAAAUUAAAUGAAUAUAUGCGUUUACUUAUUAUGGUUCAAAAGAAAUAUAUUGAAAUUUAUCUAAAUGGAAUAUUACAAAUACAUUCCCAUAUUGAUAUUGAUCAAUUUACAUUAGAAAAUAAUCGAAUUGAUUUAUUUCGAGAACUAGAUUCAUCAAUGAAUACGACAAACGAUGAUAUUGUUCGUAUUGAAUGUAAAUCGAUUACAUUUCUAAAUGAAUUAAUAGAAUCUGAUUUAAUUAAUAAACAAUUGAAAUCAUCAAACUAUUCGUUAACAUCAUUAGUUGCACUACCAUAUUCAUUAAUAGCAUCAAAUUUAAUUGCAAUUGGUUACAAAGACGAAUGGAUAAAAUUAGCUAUGAAAAAGUAUAAUACUACAAAUAGUCAAUUAAUUGAUCAAAUUAUACGUGAAAAUAAAGAUGAAUUAUUAAAAACCGAUCAUGACAAUCAACGAAAACAUGAUUUACUCAUUUUAUCAAGAUUAAAUCCAUUAAUUGAACUAGAAAAUAUUUCUGAAUUCAAUAAUGAUGACGAGAUAACAUUCGUAGGUCAAAUUAUAUGUGAUUGUGGAAAUUUUAAAGAAAUAUCUAAGUUUUUAAAUCAUUCGAUCAGUACAGAAAAUACGGAUAUCAAUAAAUUAGAUACGAAUAUGAGAGUACAAUAUGACAAAACAUGGUAUCAACAAAAAGUUCAUGGUUUAGAUGCACCUGAUAGUGUAAUCGGAUGGUUAAAUGAUACAACAUCGAAAACAGAUUUUUGUGAUGUUUAUCAAUUAUUUGAUUUAAAAAAAUCUGAAAAACAAUUUAUAAAUGAAAUAUUAGAUCAACGAAAAUCAAUUUCUAAGUCCAUUCAAUAUUUUCAUAAAGAAAUAUCCCGAAAACAAUAUUCAGAUUCACGUUUGGCCUGUGAACAUGGAUUAAUAUCGAUCUAUGCUAGUAAUAUUAUUCUUAAUGUAUUGAAAUUAUGGUCAAAUAAUGAUAGAAAUUUAUUUCCCGUGAAAAAACUUGGUGAUUAUUUAUUUAUUGUCAAAUUAUUAAAAUUAUUGGAUUAUCAUUAUACAUAUAGAAGCAUGUAUAUAGAUGAAAAUAUUGAUGGAAUAACUACAUUAAUUCAUUCAAUUCUUCAAUUUGAAGUGAAAGAAUUAAUUAAACAUAUAAGUAUUAAUAAAGAAGCUACCGUUAAAAUAUUACAAAAUAAAGCUCCACUACUUUACGAAUUACAAAAAGAUAUUAUUAUUCAUUUAGUUCGUUUCGUAUUAAAACCUUCAUCAUGUUUAUAUGAAUUUAACAAUCAAGAAUCAUCAAUUAUUGAUGAUGAAAUUAUGAUUAAACAAUCAAAUUUUAAUUUCAUUUUCAAAAUAUUAAAUAUCUUCAUUAAAUUGGCAACUGACAAAUCUAUGAAGCAAGAUGAAAUCGAUUCAUUUCUUCCACUUCUUUUCCGAGAUUCAUUCAUUAAUCUACUGUUCCAUUUAUUUUUAUUACUUCCAAACCAUCAUUCAAAAACAUUUAUUCUUCGUCUAUUCAUUACGUAA